CUUUGUUUCUAUACCAAGCAAAAUAUUUUACUAUUUUACAUUAUACACUAAAUAAGACCCACCAUUGUUGAUCAAAUUGACUAUACUUAUCUUGAGCCGCCGGAUUCAAUUAUUAUAACUCCAACAUCAAUCUCACUAUAUAUUAUACUUGUCUCUAUAAUUCAACAAUUCAAGCUUUAUCUCUUUCUUUCUCUCCUCUCUAUCUUUCUCUCACACUCAUGGGUCUUCCAACAGAUUUCAAAGAGCUUCAGAUUCCAGGUUACGUACUAAAAACACUUUACGUCAUCGGUUUCUUUAGAGACAUGGUCGAUGCUCUUUGUCCUUACAUCGGUCUACCAAGUUUUCUUGACCACAACGAGACCUCUCGAUCCGACCCGACCCGACUCGCUCUCUCCACGUCAGCAACUCUUGCCAACGAGUUAAUCCCGGUGGUUCGUUUCUCCGAUCUUUUAACCGAUCCGGAAGAUUGCUGCACGGUUUGCUUAUCCGAUUUUGUAUCCGACGAUAAGAUUAGACAGCUGCCGAAGUGUGGACACGUGUUUCAUCAUCGUUGUUUAGACCGUUGGAUCGUUGACUGUAAUAAGAUAACGUGCCCGAUUUGUCGGAACCGGUUCUUACCGGAGGAAAAGUCCACGCCGUUUGAUUGGGGUACUUCAGAUUGGUUUAGAGAUGAAGUGGAGAGUACCAACUAAUAAUGAUGGUUUUACUUUUACUUUUUACUUUUUUCACGGUAAUAUUUUUCUACUGUAUAAUUCUUUCUUCCAAACUACUGUAUAAUUCAAGUAUAAGAUUAUGUAAUUGUGUAUAUUAGCAUCAAUCAUCUUUCUUUGUUAAAGAACCGUCUGUAUAAAAUCUUCCAAUGUAAUCUGCUUUUCUUUUAUUUGAAUAAAAAAGUGGACAAAUAAACACAUCAAGUGUUAUGGUAUAUCGCUAUGUUAGGAAUCUGAAUUCAUUUUCUUUUGAAGAAAAACAGUAUUCAUAAUCUAAUUCGUCUCUACCAAAUAGAAUU
Arabidopsis thaliana (thale cress) is the source of this 1009-nucleotide messenger RNA. RefSeq names its product RING-H2 finger A1B (gene RHA1B). The record is from RefSeq and is marked reviewed. Bases 219 to 692 code for a protein of 157 amino acids. The transcript has a single exon. Gene Ontology annotation, molecular function: ubiquitin protein ligase activity. NCBI's taxonomy places the organism in Eukaryota, Viridiplantae, Streptophyta, Magnoliopsida, Brassicales, Brassicaceae. Gene Ontology annotation, biological process: protein ubiquitination.